AUGAGCGAAACCACUCGACUAAAAAACACCAUCUACGUGGGCGGCCUGGAUCAAGCCGUGACAACGCAAACCCUCACAGAAGCUUUCUUGCCUUUUGGCGCGAUUGUCGAUGUGUCAUUACCAAAGCCGGACUUGCCAUCGUCAACAGACAACCACCGAGGAUUUGGAUACGUUGAAUUUGAAGUCUCGCAGGACGCAAAGGAAGCUAUCGACAAUAUGGACCAGAGCGAAUUGUACGGUCGUAUAAUAAAAGUUGCUGCGGCAAAACCUCAAAGGGAUGCGAACGAAGGUCUGGGGAGCAAGACAGCUAUUUGGGAGCAGGAGGGCUACCUUGCAAAAUACGCUGUAAGCGAAGAAGACCGUCAAGCUGCCGAAGCACGACUAGCAGCAAAUGGCCGCCCUGAAGACCCAAUGCAAGGCCUGGAAGGGCUUGACGUCGCAGGACCCAAACCGGAGUAA
This is a messenger RNA of Talaromyces amestolkiae, 459 nucleotides long. RefSeq lists its product as uncharacterized. The transcript has 2 exons. The coding region runs from base 1 to 459 and encodes 152 amino acids. Lineage: Eukaryota; Fungi; Ascomycota; Eurotiomycetes; Eurotiales; Trichocomaceae. The record is from RefSeq and is a predicted model, not a curated record. Gene Ontology annotation, molecular function: RNA binding.